AGGUGUCAGUUGACACUGACGAUGACGUAUUUACUUCCUACACAAAAGAGCCAAGGCAGAAAGGCAAAUAGAAGCUAACUUCUGCAAGUAGAAGCUGGAUGGAAAGGGGUAUGCUGACAGCUGCCUUGGCAGACUCCAACUCCAGCACCAUGAACGGGUCCUUUGCUCACCUCCACUUUGCCGGUGGGUACCUGCCCUCUGACUCCAAGGACUGGAGGACCAUAGUCCCAGCUCUUUUGGUGGCUGUCUGCCUGGUGGGCUUCGUGGGGAAUCUGUGUGUGAUUGGCAUCCUCCUCCACAGUGCUUGGAAAGGAAAGCCAUCCAUGAUCCACUCCCUGAUUCUGAAUCUCAGCCUGGCUGAUCUCUCUCUCCUGAUGUUUUCUGCACCUGUCCGAGCUACAGCAUACUCCAAAGGUGUUUGGGAUCUAGGCUGGUUUGUCUGCAAGUCCUCUGACUGGUUCAUCCACACAUGCAUGGCAGCCAAGAGCCUGACAAUCGUUGCAGCGGCCAAAGUAUGCUUCAUGUAUGCUUGUGACCCAGCCAAGCAAGAAAAUAUCCACAACUGCACCAUCUGGUCGGUGCUGGCAGCCAUCUGGGCUGUCGCUAGCCUGCUACCCCUGCCAGAAUGGUUCUUUAGCACCACCAGGCAUCACGCAGGUGUGGAAAUGUGCCUCAUGGAUGUACCCGCUAUGGCCGAAGAGUUCAUGUCAACGUUUGGUAAGCUCUACCCUCUCCUGGUAUUUUGCUUUCCGUUACUCUUUGCCGGCUUUUAUUUCUGGAGAGCUUAUGGCCAAUGUCAGAAACGAGGAAAUAAGACUCAAAAUCUUCGAAGCCAGAUGCACUCAAAGCAACUCACAGUGAUGUUGCUGAGCAUUGCCAUCACCUCCGCUAUUCUGUGGCUCCCUGAAUGGAUAGCGUGGUUGUGGAUGUGGCAUCUGAAGGCCGGAGGCCCGGCCCCACCGCAAGGUUUUAUAGCCCUGUCUCAAGUCCUAAUGUUUUCCAUCUCUUCAGCAAAUCCUCUCAUUUUUCUAGUGAUGUCAGAGGAGUUCAAGGAAGGCUUAAAAGGCUUAUGGAAAUGGAUGAUAACAAAAAAACAUCCAACUGCUUCAGAGUCUCAGGAAACACCCACUGGUAACUCACAGGUCCUUCGUGACAAUGUUCCAUCUCCAGAAUCCCCAUCAUCCAUCCCAGAGAGAGAGAAAACUAGCUCUCCCUCAUCCAGCAAAGAGAAGGCUGAGAAGGCAGAGAUUCCCAUUCUCCCUGAUGUAGAGCAGUUUUGGCAUGAGAGAGACACAGUCCCUUGUGUACAGGACAAUGACCCUAUCCCCUGGGAACACGAAGAUCAAGAGACAGGAGAUGGUGAUAAAUAG
This is a messenger RNA of Orcinus orca (killer whale), 1370 nucleotides long. RefSeq names its product G protein-coupled receptor 151 (gene GPR151). Gene Ontology annotation, molecular function: G protein-coupled receptor activity. The transcript has a single exon. Gene Ontology annotation, biological process: G protein-coupled receptor signaling pathway. Gene Ontology annotation, cellular component: membrane. The record is from RefSeq and is a predicted model, not a curated record. The coding region runs from base 99 to 1370 and encodes 423 amino acids. NCBI's taxonomy places the organism in Eukaryota, Metazoa, Chordata, Mammalia, Artiodactyla, Delphinidae.